UUUUCUCUCGAAUUCAUCAAAACGCUGUUUUAGGUUGUCUAGAGUGCUUUUUGAAGGUCAGUAUUGCUUGAUUGAUUUUAGCCUGCCCUAUAACAUUUUUAUCCUUGGGACAUUCUAGGGAAACUUUUUUUCUGUCCGUUUCCCGAAAACAUGGCAGCUGUUGCUUUUUCACAUUUAUAUCGAGAAAUCUGUAGGUCUUGUAGAUGAGGUAUAUACGAGCUAGCAGCAAUAUUUUGACAACAAAAAAGACGAAACUGGUCUACACUUAAAUAAAUAUAAAAAUAACUGUACCGUGACAACUGAGUUUGCUGAGAAUUUAAAUUUCAAAUUUUGUGAAGGUUAUGUCCACGCAGUCAUCUGUAGCUGUUUCUUAAAUAAACGACUGAGUGAGCAUUAUUCAGCGAAAUAUACAAGCAUAGCUCAGUAAAAUCUCAAGUUUUUCAGAAAGCUGCUGAGUAGUAUGGGUGAAAACCUAUCAAAAAGUAAAUACACUAAUCCUGUAGCUAUAUUGUACGAAGCUGCUCGGGAUGGUGCGGUUGUUGUACUUAGUGAUGUUCUUCAGCGGAUGAGCAUCAGUGAAAGAAGCACCGCUUUAGAAACGAAAACAAAAGAUGGCGACCAAAUCACCACUCUCUUAAUCAUCGCCGCUCGCAAUGGAAACCUGGAUUCUGUGAAGACGCUUCUAAGAUACAAAACAGACAUCGAAGCUCGAGGAACUGUAAAAGUUCACGACCAAGUUAUUCAGGGUUGUACAGCUUUGUGGGCUGCCGCUGCGACUGGACAUCUUGAUGUUGUUAAAUUGUUAAUCGAGCGAAACGCGGAUGUCGACGCCAGAACAUUGACAAACUCGACUCCUUUGAAGGCAGCUGCUUACAUUGGACGCCUUGAUAUUGUAAGUUGUUUGGUUGAAAAUGGGGCCGAUGUCAAUGCAGGUAACAAUUUUGGGCAUACCCCAUUGAUGACAGCAUGCUACAACGGCCACAUAUACGUUGUCACCUAUCUUAACGAACGUGGGGCAAAUAUGGAUCUUCAAGACAAACAAGGCAACACCGUCCUGCACUAUGCUGUUGAAACGGGCCACUUUGAGAUUGCCAAUGAACUGCUCGCUCUUGGGGCGUCGCAAUUGUCAAAUAUUCAACGGUUAACACCACUUCUUUUAGCGUGUACUAAGUGUAAGAUUGACAUGGUGGAGUAUUUUAUAAACAGGCCAGAAUGUACAAAGGAACAGAGAAUUGAAGGACUCGAGCUUCUUGGUGCCACUAUUGCCAAUGAACCUGAUGUUUAUGACAUCGAGAAAGCAUUUUCAUACAUGAAGCGUGGCAUGGAAGAAAGGGUUCAAGAAAAAUCGUGCCCCCUUCUAAAAAAGCAAAUGGAACCUCUCGAAGUUUAUCAGAAUAGAAAAGAGAGUCAAACUCUUGAGGAACUUGUUCUGUUAGAAGGUAAUGGUCAUGCCAUACACAUGGAGGGUCUUAUAAUCAGAGAGAGAAUCCUUGGAACUGAUAAUACAGAACUUCGCCAUCCAAUUAGAUACCGUGGUGCGGUUCUUGCUGACUCAGAGAACUAUGAACUAUGCAUUGGUUUGUGGGACCAUGCAAUGGAGAUAGAUCAGCGUUCUAAUAAGUCAGUCAGAGAAGAAGAGUUAGAAAUGAUGGCAGACUUAUUUGGCGAAAUGGUGCGCAAGAAAGCGCUUUUGAGAUCAGAGUGUGUAGACAGAGUGUUUGAAAGACUGGUUAUAGAAUAUGAGAGACAAACAGAAAAGUUGAUGUCCAGUACAGCGAAACUGGAGGAACAUGAAGCCAAUUUGCUUAAAGAGGAACUAGAAAAACUGAUUUAUUGUGCUCUGUAUUUAUUAAUGAUAUACACCAAAGUCCAAGUUCCAGAACGUAAGGAGACCACAGGCAUUUUUGACUUGCUGCAAAGAUUUCUUCGUUUAAACCCUCGCACUCGUGAUGGAAAUACGCUUUUACACUUGGCUGCUUGGUAUAAAACCGAAAUUAAAGAGGAACGCGUGCGCCUUGUAUGCAAGCUUUCUUGUGUUGAGACCAUGAAGCUUAUUAUGCAUGCAGGCUGUAAUGUGAACGCCAUUAACACCAAAGGAAACAGUCCUCUUCAUUUAGCUGUGACUUUUAAGCCCUGCUGUAAUGUGAACGCCAUUAACACUAAAGGAAACAGUCCUCUUCAUUUAGCUGUGACCUUUAAGCCCAGUACCGAAAAUCUUCAGCUGUUAAUGGAUGUGUUAGAGAUAUUGUUUGAUGGAGGAAUCCACGAGGACCUGGUCAACAGUGAAGGCAAAACAGCUCUGGAUAUCGCUGAAACUGAUGAAGCACGCAGGAUCCUUUCUGUGAAGAGCAGACUGAGGUUGAAAUGCAUCGCUGCCAUAGCUAACCUCAAGUUUCUCACAAAGCUUCUGAGUAGUAUGAGUGAAAAGCGAUCAAAAAUUGAAUAUACGGAUCCUGUUGCUAUAGUUUAUGAAGCUGCUCGGGAUGGUGCGGUUGUUGUACUUAGUGAUGUUCUUCAGCGAAUGAGCAUCAGUGAAAGAAGCACCGCUUUAGAAACGAAAACGAAACAUGGCGAUCAAAUCACCACUCCCUUAAUCAUCGCCGCUCGCGAUGGAAACCUGGAUUCUGUGAAGAUGCUUCUAAGAUACAAUGGGGACAUCGAAGGUCGAGGAACUGUAAAAGUUGCCGACCAAGUUGUUGAGGGUUGUACAGCUUUGUGGGCUGCCGCGGCGAGUGGACAUCUUGAUGUUGUUAAAUUGUUAAUCGAGCGAAACGCGGAUGUCGACGCCAGAACAUUGACAAACUCGACUCCUUUGAAGGCAGCUGCUUACAUUGGACGCCUUGAUAUUGUAAGUUGUUUGGUUGAAAAUGGGGCCGAUGUCAAUGCAGGUAACAAUUUUGGGCAUACCCCAUUGAUGACAGCAUGCUACAACGGCCACAUAAACGUUGUCUCCCAUCUUAUCGAACGUGGUGCAAAUAUGGAUCUUCAAGACAAACAAGGCAACACCGUCCUGCACUAUGCUGUUGAAACGGGCCACUUUGAGAUUGCCAAUGAACUGCUCGCUCUUGGGGUGUCCCAGUUGCCAAAUAUUCAACGUUUAACACCGCUUCUUUUAGCCAGUACUAAGUGUAAGAUUGACAUUGUGGAGUAUUUUAUAAACAGGCCAGAAUGUACAAAGGAACAGAGAAUUGAAGGACUCGAGCUUCUCGGUGCCACUAUUGCCAAUGAACCUGAUGUUUGUGACAUUAAGAAAACAUUUUACUACAUGAAUCGUGGCAUGGAAGAAAGGGUUCAAGACAAAUCGUGUCCCCUUCUUAAAAAGCAAAUGGAACCUCUUGAAGUUUAUCAGAAUAGAAAAGAGAGUCGAACCCUUGAAGAACUUGCUCUGUUAGAAGGUGAUGAUCACGCCAUCCACAUGGAGGGUCUUAUAAUCAGAGAGAGAAUCCUUGGAACUGAUAAUACAGAACUUCGCCAUCCAAUCAGAUACCGUGGUGCAGUUUUUGCUGACUCAGAGAACUACGAACUAGCCAUUGGUUUGUGGGAACAUGCAAUGGAGAUAGGCCAACGUUGUAAUGUGUCAGUCACAGAAGAUUUAGAAAUGAUGGCAGACUUAUUUGGCGAAAUGGUGCGCAAGGAAGCGCUUUUGAGAUCAGAGUGUGUAGAAGGAGUGUUUGAAAGACUGGUUAUAGAAUAUGAGAGACAAACAGAAAAGUUGAUGUCCAGUACAGCGAAACUGGAGGAACAUGAAGCCAAUUUGCUUAAAGAGGAACUAGAAAAACUGAUUUACUGUGCUCUGUAUCUAUUAAUGAUAUACACCAAAGUCCAAGUUCCAGAAAGGAAGGAGACCACAGGCAUUUUUGACUUUCUGCAAAGAUUUCUUCGUUUAAACCCUCGCACUCGUGAUGGAAAUACACUUUUACACUUGGCUACUUGGUAUAAAACCGAAAUUAAAGAGAAACACGUGCGCCUUGUAUGCAAGCUUUCUUGUGUUAAGACCAUGAAGCUUAUUAUGCAUGCAGGCUGUAAUGUGAACGCCACUAACACCAAAGGAAACAGUCCUCUUCAUUUAGCUGUGACUUUUAGGCCCUGUACCGAAAAUCUUCAGCUGUUAAUGGAUGUGUUGAAGAUAUUGUUUGAUGGAGGAAUCCACGAAGACCUGGUCAACAAUGAAGGGAAAACAGCUAUGGAUAUCGCUGAAACUGAUGAAGCACGCAGGAUCCUUUCUGUGAAGAGCAGACUGAGGUUGAAAUGCAUUGCUGCAAGAGCUAUAAGAAAGUCUGGAUUAUCUUACUUUGGGACAGUUCCUAAGACUCUUGAAAGAUUUAUUAGCACACAUUAGGCUAUUUUAGCUAAGACAAUUUACUUUCUGAGACUUUGGCAGACUUGAGAGGAUCAAUGCUGGCCACAAUAAUAGCAAAAUUAUAAUAAUGAUUUUGCGGCCAAUUUAAGUGCUUUUAUUCAGCUUUCGGAUCAUGGGGUUUUAUGAUUUUUAUUUUAAAGAAAGGGGUGACUAAUGUCAAUACUGGGACCAGAGCAGUUUUCACGUGAGUGUCACAUUUACUUUGGUUUUUCAUCAUACGCGGCUUGAUUGGCUCUAAAACGCUCGCACCAUCCAAGUUAGAUAUUCAAUCACAAGUAAAACCAAAACCAAUAGUAACUCGCUUUCACAAGUGAUCCCCCGCUUCUCGUCAGGGACAUGUAUCUGAUUGAAGUUGUGAUGGGUCGUUCCUUUAGAUUAGCCAGUACUCUGGUUUUGAUCACGCUACGGCACUUUCCUUGCGAACGAAACACGUUCCUUGCCAAUAGUAUAUUUACGAUUUCCCCUUAGCAGCCACUUGUGCGCUAUUGGGCUUACUCGCGUUUGACCAGCAUUGCGGUCACUCCGUCGACCCAGUUUUCUAUAUUAGGUUCAACUUCUGGUAGUAUAUCUACGAAAUAAGAAAUGCUGAAAAAAUGGUGGAGACUAUUUCAAACCACCUUAAGAUUUUUUUUCAUAAGACCUAUAAAUGAAGAUUCUUUGUAUCGUAUACUGAGUUUUUACUUUGUUUGAAGAUUCUGUUUUAACACUGGCUUUGCCUCGUAAUUUGUAUUUUGAGGGUUAAAACAUUAAGUAUUCGAAUGUCGCUUGAAUCCUGUCUUCUCUCGACAACACGAGAAGGAUCCCAAAACAAGACCAUUAUUUUAAUAUCUCUGUAACCCUCUUAAUUAAUAUUGUGUUAGGCUAUGCUUAAUUCUUUGUGAGCAGGGUUUAAUUUCUUAAUAUACCUUGAGUUUAAAUAAUAUAUAAAUUUAGCCAAGCCUAAAAGCGGUUAUUUUUUUCAGUUAUUUUUUAGAAUGUUGUUCCUAAUGAAAAUAAUCCAACAUGUAUGUGAGGUAAACUGCGAACGAUUUAAUAGUUGUAGCCGGACCUAGGAUUACAUCAGCAGAUCGAGGUGUAAGAUGGUGACCCCCGAUGGUGUGAUGAUGAAAAUAGAGCCAUGAUUUUAAGGAUUUCUGGGAAGCCACCAAAAAUCUUGAUCACAUAA
Messenger RNA from Orbicella faveolata, 5525 nucleotides. RefSeq names its product serine/threonine-protein phosphatase 6 regulatory ankyrin repeat subunit B-like. NCBI's taxonomy places the organism in Eukaryota, Metazoa, Cnidaria, Anthozoa, Scleractinia, Merulinidae. The record is from RefSeq and is a predicted model, not a curated record.